Glycine soja is the source of this 870-nucleotide messenger RNA. RefSeq lists its product as uncharacterized. The record is from RefSeq and is a predicted model, not a curated record. Gene Ontology annotation, molecular function: proton transmembrane transporter activity. Bases 211 to 579 code for a protein of 122 amino acids. The transcript is spliced from 3 exons. NCBI's taxonomy places the organism in Eukaryota, Viridiplantae, Streptophyta, Magnoliopsida, Fabales, Fabaceae. Gene Ontology annotation, biological process: proton motive force-driven ATP synthesis.
AUUUAGAAAAGAAAAAUGAAAAUAGUAGAAAAGAAGGCAUUAGGUUAAGAGUGAAGGCAGUGAGCGAAAGAGAGCAUAGUAAUACUUACUGAGUGCUUACAGUUGCUGCGUCGCAAGGUACCGGCGGCGACGGAGAACUAUCUUCUCAAUUUUCGAUCACUGCAUUGGUUCUGUUGACAAGGGUUUUGUUCUUCCUGACUUGCAUACUUGAUGGCUUCAAAGUUGCAGAAGUUGCAGGCCACAGCAUCUCAAGCGUCUCAAUUUGUAUCCAGUCGUGGAACUAACUACUACAAGCAAUUGCUGGAACAGAACAAGCAACACAUUCAGGAGCCUCCUACAGUAGAGAAAUGCAACCUGUUGGCAAAGCAAUUGUUUUACACUCGCCUUGCUAGUAUUCCGAGUCGUAAUGAGUCCUUUUGGAAGGAACUUGAUUAUGCCAAGAAUUUGUGGAAGAACAGGAAAGAGCUAAAGGUUGAAGAUGCAGGAAUUGCUGCUUUGUUUGGCCUCGAAUGCUUUGCAUGGUUUUGCGCUGGUGAGAUUGUUGGCAGAGGAUUUACUUUCACCGGUUACUAUGUCUGAUAAUAACCACUUGGAAAGUGUAGAUUUUAUCAGGGCUAAACACUCCUAAAGCCAACUGCUCUGGUCAUUUAUACAUUGUGUGGAUUAUGGCAUUCUGCAUGGCAAUUUUUGUUAUGAUAAGCCUCAAUAACCCCUUGUAGUUGAAAGCGGGAUGAACCUUGUGAUGUUCUCUUAUUAUGUUGGAAAGCUAGUGAUGGUACUCCACGGUGAUGAUGCCUCCUGCAAUUCUUUUAGAGUGUGUUUGGAUGGAGGAAUUAUAAAUUCUAAGAAUUUCAAAUACUUUAAUUGAAA